AUGUCGAAUCGCGGCGGACGAGGGGGCAGAGUGUUUAGGGGAGGAAACAGCGGCGGCGGCGGUGGUGGCGGCGGCAGAGGCAACCGCUCGCAUUCGGGGCCCUGGGGGAGAUUGAAACCCGUCGAUCUGGACCCCCUCGACAGCAUCGGAUUGCCAUCAAAGGGUGACACCAGACUUCUUGACUUCAAGACCCAGGAGCGAUACUACACAAAGAUUGUCGAGCGAUACAUGACAUUCUGCUCCGACGCUGGCGAGCGCGACGAGCUCCUUCGGCGCUUCGCGUCGCUCGACAUUAAGGGAUCCCCGGCUGCCUCUGCCGCAUCCUCUCCAAGACUACCUCCAGACGAUCCAGCCAACACAAAGGGCUUAUCAGACGUCAUGAUGGCGCUGCGAAAGCUCCGCGAAGGCAUCGUCGCAUCGAAACGCAUCGACGACUUCGCCAUCCAGGUGUACCUCUUCAAUAUCCGCCUGUCCGUCCUCAUAAAGCACCCCGAGUCUUACCACCCCGCGAUCCUUCAUGUACUGAGGACGAUACACCCCGCUCAGAACCUGACGAGCGUUGAGUUACAGGAGGUCCUAAGCUACCUCGUACUCGAUGCGGCGUGCCGUCGCCAGGACCUCGCCGAGGCCUACGCGAUACGCCGUCGCUAUGGGCUGAAGGAUGCCAAAGUGGAUGCGGUUCUUGCGGCUCUGGCGCACGACAACUUCGUCGCUUUCCGGAAGGUGCAGAGGAGUGUUGACGGGCACCGCGCCAAGUUGCUGGAGUUCGCCGAGGGGGAAAUGCGGACACACGUGCUGAAGUGCUUUGGGCGGACGUAUUUAGGUGUCGACAAGGAGUGGCUUGAAAGGUGUGCGGGGGAGAGCUGGGAGGUGUUGGUGAGGGAUCGCGGUGUGGGGUGGGAGCUUGAUGGGACGCGAGUCGUUAUUCGUAAGGUCAGGGCGAAAUGA
Molecule: messenger RNA, 948 nt
Organism: Colletotrichum truncatum
Lineage: Eukaryota; Fungi; Ascomycota; Sordariomycetes; Glomerellales; Glomerellaceae
Source: RefSeq, a predicted model, not a curated record